AUGAUAGAAAAGGGGGAAACCAGUAGCAAACGAAACAAGAAAGGUGACGCCAUAACCUUUGACAGCGGAGAUGAAGAGGGAGUGCAGCAACCGCAUGAUGACGCACUAGUACUCUCCUUACUCGUAGCCAAUUACAUGGUGAGGCGUGUACUGGUAGACAACGGGAGCUCGGCCAACAUCAUGUUCUGGUCGGUCUUGGUAGAGAUGAAGAUCGGCAAGGAGCGAUUGAAGCCCGUCUCGACCCCUUUGGUAGGAUUUGGGGGAGACACUGUUCACCCCUUGGGAACCAUCACUUUACCAGUGACAAUAGGGACGACCCCGCAGCAGGUAACAACGUUGACAGAGUUCCUGGUGGUUGACCGACCUUCGGUGUACAAUGUCAUCUUGGGUCGUCCAUUCCUUAACACAGUUCGAGCGGUAACAUCAACAUACCACCUCAAAGUUAAGUUCCCUACACCACAAGGAAUAGGAUAUGCCAAAGGAGAUCAGGCCGCUGCUCGGAGUUGCUACGUAAUGGCCUUAAAAGGGAAGAUGGAGGCCAAAGAAGCUCUUACGGUGGAAGACCUGGAGGUCAGAGGAGAGUAUCCCCAGAUCAGUACAUUACACGAAGAUAUCAAACACAUACCACUGCAAGGCCACCAGGAGAGAAGUGUACAGAUCGGGAAUCACUUGCCCGAUACUGUGAAAGCGGAGUUGACUGAACUCUUAAACGAAUUCUCUGAUUUGUUCGCAUGGUCGGCAGCAGAUAUGCCCGGCAUCGACCCUGCUGUGAUAGAGCACAGGUUGCAGGUCAACCCGAACCACCGACCUGUAAAACAGAAAAAAAGGAGCUUCGCGAUGGAACGGAUCAAAAUAAUUGACGAAGAGGUGACGAAACUGUUGCAGGCCAACUUCAUCCGAGAAGUGGACUACCCCGAGUGGCUGAGCAAUGUGGUCCUGGUCAGAAAGCCCAAUGGAAAAUGGCGCACCUGCAUAGACUUCACGGACUUGAAUAAAGCGUGCCCAAAGGACAGUUUUCCCCUCCCUCGAAUUGAUCAGCUAGUAGAUUCGACCUCGGGACACGAGCUUCUCAGCUUCAUGGACGCUUACUCAGGGUACAACCAAAUCCCUAUGAGUCCCACGGAUGAGGAAAAAACUUUUUUCGUCACCGAAAGGGUUUAUAUUGUUACCGGGUGA
This is a messenger RNA of Malania oleifera, 1176 nucleotides long. RefSeq lists its product as uncharacterized. The transcript has a single exon. The record is from RefSeq and is a predicted model, not a curated record. Lineage: Eukaryota; Viridiplantae; Streptophyta; Magnoliopsida; Santalales; Ximeniaceae. Bases 1 to 1176 code for a protein of 391 amino acids.